Molecule: messenger RNA, 1483 nt
Organism: Saitoella complicata NRRL Y-17804
Lineage: Eukaryota; Fungi; Ascomycota; Saitoellomycetes; Saitoellales; Saitoellaceae
Exons: 1
Coding region: 131-1204 (357 amino acids)
Source: RefSeq, a predicted model, not a curated record
CGAUCACUCAUCCGACGGGUAUAAAGUCCAGGCAUCCCAAACCCUCGAAUCGAUCCUCACCCAACAAGUCUUCUCUUCCUUCGCUUCUCAACCCUUCGUUACCAACUACACUCCCACUCCAAAUAUCAAAAUGGUCGCCAAGUCCCUCGCCGCUGUCCUCUUCGCUCUCGCUACUCUCACUCCCGCCUUGGCCGCCCCCAACCUUAAGGCUCGUGGACACGACGAUUAUGAGUACUCCAGCACCGAGUGCGAGGAAACUCCCACUUACUACACCUCUUCUUCGUGCGAGGAGACUCCGACUUAUUAUUACUACAAGUCCUCUUCCUCCUGUGAGGAGACGCCUACCUACGAGUCCUCUUCUUGCGAGGAAACCCCCACUUAUGAGUCUUCCAGCUGCGAGGAGACUCCCUAUUACCCCCCUUACUACCCUACGACCUCCUCGUGCGAUUAUGAGUCGUCCUCUAGCAGCGAGUACUGCUACCCGACCACAGUGACCGAGUACAGUUGGUACACCAGUUACGAGACCGUCACAUACUGCGAGACCUCCUACGAGACCACGACGUACUGCGAAUACAUCAGCGUCCCCUACACGGAGGAAAUCGUCUCCACCUACUGCGUCACGGAAACCGAGACCGUCCCCGAGUAUGAGACUAUCACCAGCUGGUAUCCGUACACUACUACCGAGUCUUACGAGGUCACAUACUACGAGACUUACCCCGCUGAGACUGUCACCGAGUACCAGUACGUGUACAACACUGCCACCGAGUACAGCACCGUCUACAGCGAGUACACCGAGGUCGAGACCGAGACCGUCUCUUACACCGGGGAAACCACACCCACCGAGACCUCCACUCUUCCUUACUGCACCGACGAGUACGGUUGCAUCACUCUCUACCUCGACUGCGGGUACUUUGUCCUCACACCUGGUACUGACUGCUACUACACUCCUACUUCUUCGUCCUCUUACGAGUGUACUGACUGCUACUACACUUCUACUUCUUCGUCCUCUUCCGAGUGUACUGACUGCUACUACACUCCCACUUACACUUCCAGCUAUGAGUGUACUGAGUGCACUGAGCACAGCACUCCCACGUACUCUUCUGAGGAGUGUACUGAGUGUACUGAGUACAGCACUCCGACUUACUCAUCUGAGGAGUGUACCGAGUGUGACACCAAGCCCACCGGUGGCUCCGGCUCCUGGUAAGGAAAUGAUCGGACGCUCGUAGGAAUGGAGGGGAUUACGGGAUGAACGGAAACAUAUGAUAUGGGAUAGGUGAACUCUGCCGCUUGCAGAGACUUCUUGGGCCUCCGCCUAAUUCUUUCUGGAGACAUUCUCGCUUUGGUCAACUGACCCUUUAGAUCUUACUUUCCAACAUAUAUAGUUAUACCUUGCUCAAUUUAGAGCAACAGAAUCGAGAAAUCCUUUUUCUUUUCAAGUUGUUGUUCCUCGUAAGUUAGCAGUCGGACAGCAGCUCUUGUCUCC